AUGAACACAAAGAGAAGCAUAUUUUCAGCCACUCUCUAUGAUAAAUGGCUUGAUGUUAUUGAUCAAGGGAAUGAGGAGGAGAAAAUAACUGCGACCCAGAGGCUUCUAGACCAGCUGCCAAGAGCCAAUGUAGUUUUUCUGCGAUACCUUUUUGGAGUGUUACACAACAUUGAGCAACAUUCCUCAUCCAAUCAGAUGACAGCUUAUAAUUUAUCAGUGUGUAUAACCCCAAGCAUUCUUGGUCUGCUUAAUUCUGGCAGCACAGCAUUCGAAAACUUCACCAAGAAGAUUUCUUUCAUACAAUUUCUCAUUGAAAACUGUCUCAAGAUAUUUGGAGAAGAUAUCACGUCUCUCUUUGGACCGAAGUCAGUGAGUUGUGAUAACAGUGAUAUCACUGACGUCACUGAUAACAGUGAGAAGGUUGCAGACAAGAAGACAGUUAGCAAGAGUUCUGUCAAAACCUGGGCCUUUUGGUGUAGCUCCAGGACUCGCGAGGACAACCAACACCCACCUCUACCACCCACAAAGCCAAAACAGCUCUUUGGAGCUCCUCUUGAGGAUGUAUGUGAUAACGACAGCCUGCCCACCCCAAUUCUGAAUAUGCUUUCCUACAUCAAUAAAAAAGGGCUGUUUACAGAAGGCAUCUUCAGAAAAUCUGGCAAAAUACAAUCAUGCAGAGCCCUAAAGAAGAAACUAAAUUCCGGGGACAAAGUGAACAUGGAUGAUGAAUCCAUUCUUGUGGUAGCAUCCACCUUAAAGGAUUUUCUUCGAAAUAUUCCAGGAAGCAUAUUUUCAGCCACUCUCUAUGAUAAAUGGCUUGAUGUUAUUGAUCAAGGGAAUGAGGAGGAGAAAAUAACUGCGACCCAGAGGCUUCUAGACCAGCUGCCAAGAGCCAAUGUAGUUUUUCUGCGAUACCUUUUUGGAGUGUUACACAACAUUGAGCAACAUUCCUCAUCCAAUCAGAUGACAGCUUAUAAUUUAUCAGUGUGUAUAACCCCAAGCAUUCUUGGUCUGCUUAAUUCUGGCAGCACAGCAUUCGAAAACUUCACCAAGAAGAUUUCUUUCAUACAAUUUCUCAUUGAAAACUGUCUCAAGAUAUUUGGAGAAGAUAUCACGUCUCUCUUUGGACCGAAGUCAGUGAGUUGUGAUAACAGUGAUAUCACUGACGUCACUGAUAACAGUGAGAAGGUUGCAGACAAGAAGACAGUUAGCAAGAGUUCUGUCAAAACCUGGGCCUUUUGGUGUAGCUCCAGGACUCGCGAGGACAACCAACACCCACCUCUACCACCCACAAAGCCAAAACAGCUCUUUGGAGCUCCUCUUGAGGAUGUAUGUGAUAACGACAGCCUGCCCGCCCCAAUUCUGGAUAUGCUUUCCUUCAUCAAUCAAAACGGGCCGUUUACAGAAGGCAUCUUCGGAAAAUCAGGCAAAAUACAAUCAUGCAAAGCCCUAAAGAAGAAACUAAACUCUGGGGACAAAGUGAACUUGGAUGAUGAAUCCAUUUUUGUGGUAGCAUCCACCUUAAAGGAUUUUCUUCGAAAUAUUCCAGGAGGCAUAUUUUCAGCCACUCUCUAUGAUAAAUGGCUUGAUGUUAUUGAUCAAGGGAAUGAGGAGGAGAAAAUAACUGCGACCCAGAGGCUUCUAGACCAGCUGCCAAGAGCCAAUGUAGUUUUUCUGCGAUACCUUUUUGGAGUGUUACACAACAUUGAGCAACAUUCCUCAUCCAAUCAGAUGACAGCUUAUAAUUUAUCAGUGUGUAUGACCCCAAGCAUUCUUGGUCUGCUUAAUUCUGGCAGCACAGCAUUAGAAAACUUCACCAAGAAGAUUUCUUUCAUACAAUUUCUCAUUGAAAACUGUCUCAAGAUAUUUGGAGAAGAUAUCACGUCUCUCUUUGGACCGAAGUCAGUGAGUUGUGAUAACAGUGAUAUCACUGACGUCACUGAUAACAGUGAGAAGGUUGCAGACAAGAAGACAGUUAGCAAGAGUUCUGUCAAAACCUGGGCCUUUUGGUGUAGCUCCAGGACUCGCGAGGACAACCAACACCCACCUCUACCACCCACAAAGCCAAAACAGCUCUUUGGAGCUCCUCUUGAGGAUGUAUGUGAUAACGACAGCCUGCCCACCCCAAUUCUGGUAGGUCUUAUUUUGGUUUUCUGUAACCCUCCUGAGGAGGGGAGUUCUGAGAGAUCAAGUGUUCUCUUCCAAAUCUACCCCCAAAUGAAGAAGUCUGGCUUUGUCUGAUAAGUUUCAUAAUAUUACUUCAAAGAAUAAGGUCUGAUUUAGGUACUGCAGAGUUACAAGGCAAAUACCAGAUGAAAAGGUACUCUCAUCCAUUCCACUGAUUUCAACAAAGACCCACCUAUACUGGCUCAGGCCAGUUAAAAUGGACUCUGUAAGGUAAGGGAGUCAGAGAAGGCGAGGUUGGGAGAAAGCAUGAGACCAGCACUUGACAGGAACAGAUCACCUUUAACGAGGCGAGAAGGGGCAGCA
Molecule: messenger RNA, 2490 nt
Organism: Cervus elaphus (red deer)
Lineage: Eukaryota; Metazoa; Chordata; Mammalia; Artiodactyla; Cervidae
Exons: 15
Coding region: 1-2241 (746 amino acids)
Biological process (GO): signal transduction; regulation of Rho protein signal transduction
Molecular function (GO): GTPase activator activity
Source: RefSeq, a predicted model, not a curated record